Molecule: messenger RNA, 1785 nt
Organism: Mercenaria mercenaria
Lineage: Eukaryota; Metazoa; Mollusca; Bivalvia; Venerida; Veneridae
Product: alpha-tocopherol transfer protein-like
Exons: 8
Coding region: 85-1005 (306 amino acids)
Cellular component (GO): membrane
Molecular function (GO): phosphatidylinositol bisphosphate binding
Source: RefSeq, a predicted model, not a curated record
CCUAAAACAAAAUUUCUCUUCCGGGUUUCUCCAGUCACCCCUAUCUGCUUGAUAUCGGGCCAGGAUUUACAGGUAUAUCCAAACAUGUCUGGAAAAUCUAAAGACGUUUCAUACGUGUGUACACUAAGCGACGAACUUGUUAGAGUGGCCAAAAAAGAACUGAAUGAAAUACCUGAGAAAAGAGCCGAAGAUAUAAACACACUAAGAAAGAGAAUUCUUAAACAUCCUGGUCUAAAUAUUUGUACUGAUGAUGCCUACUUACUGAAAUUUCUAAGAGCCUCAGCAUUCGACCAAGAUGCGGCGUACACACUUAUAUUGAAAUAUUUCGAGAUGAAAGCAGAUGAGAAAAAUAAACAGCUGUUUACAGACUUGCGAUCUGCAGCAGUGAAGCACGUGGUUGAGAGAGGUGUAGUAGGUUUACUUCCACACAGAGACAAGCAGGGAAGAAGUGUUGUUGUUUUCAGACCAGGUAAAUGGGACACAAGUCAGUUCGGACUAGCCGAUAUGUUUAAAACAAUAUUCAUGCUACUGAUCAAGCUCGCUGAGGACGAAGAGACACAGAUAAGGGGAUGUGUUGUCUUGUAUGAUAUGGAUGCCAUGGGAUUUGGACAUCUGACACACAUAUCACCAUUCUAUGCUAAACGCAGUGCGAUGCUUUUUCAGGACUGCGUUCCAGUCAGAUUUAAAUACAUUCAUGUUGUGAACGAACCAGCUGUGUUUGACUACUUAUUUGCCUUGGGAAGGCCAUUCAUGAGCCAAGAGUCCAUUGACAAAGUGUUGAUUCAUGGCCAUAAGUUAGAGGAAUUGGCUGAAUAUUUUGAUUUGGAUUAUCUGCCAACAGAAUAUGGAGGAAAAGCUCCCCCGUUAUCAAAUCAGGAGCUGAAGAGGGCAAUAUUGGAUCGUGAUAAAGAUUUUGAUGCCGAAGCUAAGAAUGGUCUGGUAAACGCCAAAAGUGAGAGCUCUAUGGACGGAAUUACAGGAACGUACCGGAAAUUGGAAAUAUAGACCAGUCGAAAGUUAUUGAUAUAGACCAAUAAGAUGUCUUCAAUAUGUUCUGAUGUUUUCAUUAGAAAAUAAUUAAUCGAUAGUUAUUGAUAUCGACAGUAAGAUGUCUUCAAUAUGUUUUGAUGUUUUCAUUGAUCAGAAGUAAUCGGAACUUUUAAUUAUAGACCAUUGAGUUGGAAUGUUUAUUUUGACUCUUUUUUUUAAUCUUAUUAGUUAAAUGAAACUGUAUGAGCGGAUUUCAACACAGUUUCUAUUAGACAUUUUCCUAAAGCAUCUGUAAGGAUGGAAGCUUACAAUGCGCGCUUUUUCUGAUUACGUAACAUUUGAUAUGAUUUUCAGAAUUAAUUUGAAUUUCUUUAUUAAUUCACACAUACUUGACAUAACAUUUCCACUUGUCGGAUCAUAUACUUUUUACAUAAGGUGAAUAUCAGUUUCGAUGUAUAUGAUCUAGAAACUUAGCAAAUAAUCCUAACACAGGUUUGACUGUAUAUUUAUUUUACUUGAAGUGGUUGCGAUGUUACUUAUUUAUUUUACUUGUGUGAGUACGCAUAUUUUGUAUUUCAAUAAGCGUCUAAUGUGGCAUGAUAAAGAACAUUGGAAGAUCAGCUGGAAGUAACUCAAACGGCUUCUGAUUGGUUGAAAAUCUAAUGUAUAUUUAGGAUGUAAAGUGGGCUGUCAUUGGUGUACUAUGCGUUUGAUGUGUUUGAAAACUCUCUUAUAUCAUACAUGAAAAUCUGAACCAUGACUACUAACCAGAAUUGUAAUAAAUGAUGAAUUUUG